Molecule: messenger RNA, 2310 nt
Organism: Limanda limanda (common dab)
Lineage: Eukaryota; Metazoa; Chordata; Actinopteri; Pleuronectiformes; Pleuronectidae
Product: probable G-protein coupled receptor 149
Exons: 5
Coding region: 1-2310 (769 amino acids)
Biological process (GO): neuropeptide signaling pathway
Cellular component (GO): neuron projection; membrane
Molecular function (GO): G protein-coupled receptor activity; neuropeptide binding
Source: RefSeq, a predicted model, not a curated record
AUGACCACGACGCACCUGAGCUCCCCGGCGCCCAACCGGAGCAGCCCCUCCACCGCCGGCUACGAGGGGACCGACGCCUCGGAGGUGGACAGGCAGAUCCGACUGCUGCUUUUCGGCUUGUGCGUAACCAUCGCCGCCGCCACCUUCACCGGUGGCGCGUACUCGCUGCUGUCGCUCCUGCGGAUGCGGAGGAAGUCGUCCCUGUGUCUCAUCGUGGCUUCCAUGUCCGUGGACGACCUGCUCAGCGUGGUGCCCCUCUCCCUGUUCAUCCUCCUCCAGUGGGAGACGGAUGGAAGUCGAGGGUCGAGCAGCCUGUGCACUUUGUCCGGACUUCUCUACGUGUUCCAGGGUGUUUCCAGCAAUAUGAAGGCUUGCCUGAUAGCAGCCUACACUUUCUAUGUCACCAAGAGGUUCGGGGUGCUCCAGUCCGUGCGCCGGCCUGUGAGAGUGAUGUGGGCUAUCGCCGGCGUCUGGGCUGUCAGCCUGGCCGUCAGUGUGUUGCCUCUGUGCGGAUGGGGCAGCUUUACUCCGGCUUCUCUCGGUUGCUUCCCUGAGAGCGACAGUUUUUACAUCCUGCUCCUCUUCUCUUUAUAUUCUGUGUGUUUCUGCGGCUUGCUGUUCUUCUUCAUCCCCCUCACCUACCAGCUGCUGUGCUCCAGAGAGCCCCAGAGGACUUUGCUGUACCCGAGCUAUUUGGAGAUGUCGAGGGGACUGAGUGGUUCUGUCCCCCUCUGUGACCUCCAGUCUUUCUCCCGGGAGAGCCUGGACAAAAGUUUCGGUGCCUACAACGAGCUGAGCCCCAGUUCGUGCGUAACAGAGCUGAGGGAGAGGGAGGACAGCCUCAUGUCCCCGGUGUCCCUAAACGGACAGAGGACACCAGCUGUCGGGGACACACCAGUGGUGUUCGCGCAAAAGCGCUUCUCCAUGAUCCUGGCGGUGGUCCGAGUUGUUUUGUGGAUGCCAAUGAUGACCUUGGUCCUGGUGCGCCACGCGCUGAAUGCACACAGCUCAUCCCUGGAGACUCUCAGCUUCUUUCUCACUCUACUCGCCCCUGCGGUCACUCCGUUAUUCAUGCUGUCUGAGCGCUGGAUCCACAUGCCAUGCGGUUGCUUCAUUAACUGCCAGCGAGAUCCAACACAGGAGGCCUCAGUGAUGAAAAGAAGAUUUGAGUUCAAUCUUUCCCUGCAGCAAGGCUACGGCGUGUACAAGUUGUCCCAUGCCACCUUGUCUCCUAACAGUCUUCCCAUCGAGACGCCUGCCUAUCACAGCCUCUUCAACUGUGACUUCCCCAAUGCCCGUCUCGAUGCACUCGAAUGUGGCGGGCUCUCCAGCCUGGCGCCUGACUUUGAUUUCAGCACCACAUGCCAGGUGGACAGCUCCUCUAACACAGACCUUCUGUUGGAGGCAGUAGCCGGAGGAGGGGAGGGGCUCGCUGAUUGUCCUCCACUUCCCUACCAGAGCCACGGGGAUGACGAGGACUUCCGCUGCGUCCCUCUGGUGCCCUCUCAUCACCGGGAGCAGGAGCGCAAUCUCACUGACACGUCGUCCGUGUUCGAGGGGACGGAGAGGAGGCUGUCGCACGAGGAGUGUCGCAAAAUCGAGCUGACAGACUGGGAGUGGUGCAGGAGUAAAUCAGAGAGAACGCCCAGACAGCGGUCAUCGGGUGGUCUGUCUGUCCCCUUGUGCGCCUUCCAGGGCACCGUCUCUCUCCAAUCAUCGACAGGAAAGACCCUCUCUCUCUCCACCUAUGAGGUCAGCAGUGAUGGACUCAGGAUAUCCCCAAACAACGCCAAGAAGGUGGAAGUGUAUCGCUCCAAAUCAGUUGGCCACGAGCCCAGUGCAGAUGACCCAGCCGCAGGAAGCCAGACCAGGGACAUGAAUGUCAGCAACGUGGAGAUGGGCAUGGAGAUAGGAAUGGGAAUGGGGAUCGGGGCAGUGGUGGGGGACACAAAUGUCAAGAUCCACCUGGAGGUCCUGGAGAUUUGUGACAACGAGGAGGCCAUGGACAGCGUCUCCAUCAUCUCCAACAUAAGCCAGUCCUCCACGCACGCUCGCUCGCCCUCGUUGCGCUACUCGCGACGGGAGAACCGCUUCGUCUCCUGCGACCUGGGCGAGACGGCGUCCUACUCGCUGCUCAUCCCCAACAGCGGCAACCCCGAGACAGACACCAUCAACAUCACUAUACCUGACACUGUAGAGGCGCAUCGCCAGAACAGUCGGCGACAGACGCAGGAGAGCUCUGGGUAUACAGAGGAGAUUCAGCUGCUCAAUGAGGCCUACAGAAAGCAAUCUGGGGAGGAGGAAGAGUGA